AUGGGGCAGCAGGAUGAGGAGGCAAUAGGCGGCUCUUACACAGAGUCAGAGAAGCCAGGUGCUGUCUUUGACUCAGGGCCAGAUGAGAAACACGAUCAAAUACCCAAGGUGCUUGACAAACGCCGAUGGUCUCGAUUCGCGUGGAUUGAAUGGGCCAACAUCGAUCCCAUCUCCAAGGACGAGCAGCGUGUGUCGCACCCGUACUCGAUUGGUUUAAUCUGGUUUAGCGUCAACAUGAACGUCCUAAGCUUCUCUACCGGCAUGCUUGCCCCUGAAUUUGGGUUCGGCUUCAAGUAUGCAAGCUAUACAGUAUUAGGCUUUCUGAUCGCAUGGGGUCUUUUCCCAUCUUUUUUCGCACUCUUCGGCAAGAACCUUGGCUUGCGCCAGAUGGUGCAUGCACGAUAUUCUUUCGGAUACUUUGGUGCCUCUUUGGUGUCCAUUUUAAAUGCUAUCACAGGUAUCGGUUACAUGAUUCUUAAUGCAAUUCUUGCUGGAGAGACACUGCAGGCUGUAUCGCCUAAUGGUAGCAUGUCGGCGACUGUCGGCAUCGUGAUUGUUACCCUGCUUGGUCUCAUUGUGUCUUUUUGCGGUAUCCGCGUGCUGAAUCUAAUUGAUAUGUGGUUUUGGAUCCCUGUCCUGAUAAGCUUUGCCAUUAUGGCCCGGGAGGCCAAGUCCGGCCCUCAAGGUCUUCACUUGGACCCGAACGAGCAGCCUCCUUCUGCGAAAUCUGUUUUGUCUAUGGGAUGUCUCAUGGCAGGAUUUUAUGCUACCUACUCAGCAUUCUCAUCCGACGUCAGUUUGUAUAUGAACCGCGACAAGUCGUCUGUGUGGCUCUUUGUGGUGGUGAUGCUAGGCCUGAUCUUCUCUGCGCCGUUGGCCAUGAUGCUGGGGGCGGCAUUCGCUACGUCAGCUGUCGAUAUCCCGGCUUGGAAUACAGCCAUUGAACAAAACCCUUCGCCGGGUCCCCUUAUCAACCUUAUUUUGUCCUCUCAUUUGGGCAACUUUGGCAAGUUUCUAACGGUUCUCAUUGCCCUCUCGGCCGUGAGUAAUAUUAUGACAACCUUCUAUUCCAUGGGUCUCAGUGUACAAACAGCGAUCCCUAUCCUUACGGUUCUCCCACGCUUUGUGAUUCCCAUUCUGGCGACAGCCAUUGUGCUGCCUCUGGCUAUUGUGGGACAGGACCACUUUUACAAUGCUCUGACUAACUUUGUGAGCAUCAUUGCUUAUUGGGCGGCUCUUUAUAUCGGAGUCACGCUAGCCGAUUUCAUCGUUAUUCGGAGGUGCCGUUUCUCUUCCUAUGAUCUUUCUAUUUGGAACGACUGGCGGUCCUUGCCCCCCGGGUUCGCUGGCAUCCUCUCAGCUGUAUUGGCUCUCGGACUUGUAAUACCCUUCAUGGAUCAGACAUGGUACACGGGCCCCUUGGGAGCCAAGGUCGGUGAUUUGGGAUUCGAAAUCGGCCUUGGCCUCUCCUUUUUAUUGUAUUGCUUCUUGCGCCCGCUCGAGAUGAAACUUUGGCAUUAG
Messenger RNA from Malassezia sympodialis ATCC 42132, 1521 nucleotides. Its product is annotated as purine-cytosine permease family protein. NCBI's taxonomy places the organism in Eukaryota, Fungi, Basidiomycota, Malasseziomycetes, Malasseziales, Malasseziaceae. Gene Ontology annotation, cellular component: plasma membrane. Gene Ontology annotation, molecular function: transmembrane transporter activity. The record is from RefSeq and is a predicted model, not a curated record. Gene Ontology annotation, biological process: transmembrane transport.